This is a messenger RNA of Acinonyx jubatus (cheetah), 3634 nucleotides long. RefSeq names its product zinc finger protein 511 (gene ZNF511). Bases 69 to 1052 code for a protein of 327 amino acids. The record is from RefSeq and is a predicted model, not a curated record. Lineage: Eukaryota; Metazoa; Chordata; Mammalia; Carnivora; Felidae. The transcript is spliced from 7 exons.
UCCGGCCCCGCCCCGGCCGGCUCGCGGACGGUGGCCGGCAGGCUGUGGUGCCUCCUGCGCGCAGGGCGAUGCAGCUGCCGCCCGCGCUGCACUCCCGCCUGGCGGGGGGACCCGGGGCGGCCGAGCCGCUGCCGGUGGAGCGGGACCCCGCGGCCGGAGCCCCGCCCUUCCGCUUCGCGGCGCGCCGGGUACGCUUCCCGCGGGAGCACGAGUUCUUCGAGGAUGGGGACGUGCUGCGACACCUCUACCUUCAGGACGUGCUCACACAGGUGACAGAGGCGCCGGAGAGGCCCAGGGUGCCUGAGUUUACCUGUCAGGUGGCAGGCUGCUGCCAGGUGUUUGACAGCCUGGAGGACUAUGAGCACCACUACCACACUCUGCACAGAAACGUCUGCUCCUUCUGCAGACGGGCCUUCCCCUCAGUGCACCUGCUGGACGUCCACAUCCUGGAGUGGCAUGACUCACUGUUUCAGAUCCUGUCCGAAAGGCAGGACAUGUAUCAGUGCCUGGUGGAAGGCUGUGCAGAGAAGUUCAAGACCAGCAAAGACAGGAAAGAUCACCUGAGUCCGUCAGAACAUCCUGGGAAUCGUGUCGAAGUGUUACCAGCCCAGCCACACCCGGGGCCGCUGUACGAGCAUCCGCAGAAGCUCCGAGGGAUGACGGGGAGCAAUCAGGAGGGGAUGCCAUGGAAGUCUGCUCUGAACACGCGGCCUCCCUCCCGGAGCCUGUGGGCAAGCGGCGGACCUCCAGCCACAGAAUACCUUCUACCAUCUGUUUCGGUCAAGGUGCAUCACGAGGAUUUAAAAGCACCAAGAAAAAAAAGGGACACCAGUGACAACGUGGACGGAGAGCCACAGAACUCUGAGCGAGCGGUGGCCUUUCGCAGGAUGGGGCGUCAGUGUUGCACUUUCUCUCGCCUUCUGGCGCGGCCGCCCUCAGACUCAGGCCUUUGCCACCCUCCAUCUCAGCCCAGCUCCGUGUCGCUGAACAACUGUGUGACAGCAGAAGCAGUGACAGACCCACGGAUUCCCGACACACGCUCUGGUGAAUGAAAUGGCCUGCCAUGCCACCUCCCUGUGCAGGGCCGUCCUGAGGAUGUGCCGUAUAAAUACGUAGAUAUUUGCCAUAACGGUCUCCAGCCGUGACUUCUCUGUGGUCGAGCUGCGUAGGGAAAUGGGCAGCAGCUCUCCGUGGGGACUCUGUUUGCAGGGCUCGGUUUUCGGAAAGAUUUACAAAGCCACAGAGCCUCUGGGGGGUGAGGAUGUAGCACCAGAGUCGCUGACGCUCCUGGCUCAGCAAGAGGUCCCAGGGCCGCCUUCCCCAGCGGCCAUCAGCUCAGAGCUGACGGUGGGGUGAGAAGCCAAGGGGCUCCUGCACCGCAGGUGGGGUGUUGGGCUCUGGGAGAACCCUGCGGCCAGGGCCGGCCUCCCCGUGAAUUGAGAAUCUGGAAAUUAACCCACAUACUUGUGCUCAACUGGUGGGGAAAGAGUAGUCUUUUCAACAAGUGGUACUGAGAUAACCGGACAUCCACACGCAGAAGAAAGUGGUAUAUGCGUAAGAGAUGGAAAUACACGUCCCCCCAAAAACUUGUGCACCAAUGCCUGCAGCAGCAUCAUUCACAAUGGCCAAAAGAUGGAAACAACUCACAUGUCCCUCAAGUGAGGAACGCGUAAGCAAAACGUGGUGUAUUCAUAAAAUGAAACACUGGCCAGAAAAGGGAAUGAACCACUAACACUUACUACAACAUGGACGAACCUUGAAAGCAUCAUGCUGAGUGAACAAAGGACACACACACACACACACACACACACACACACACGGCCUGUAUUCUAUGAUUCCAUUUCUAUUCCAUUUCUAGAAACGCCCAGUGUGCGGACAUGUACAGAGAAAGGAGGUUACUGGUUCUUAGGGCUGGGGAUUAUGCGGAAAUGGGGGAAUAGCCAGAAAAUACAGGGUUUUUUUCUGAGAUGAUGGAAAUGCUCUGAAGUUCCCCGUGGUGAAGGCUGCACACAUCUGUGAAUCUGCUGAAAAGCGUUGAAUCCUACACUUUAGAUGGGUGAACCGUAUGGCGUGUGAGUUUGUCUCCAUAAAGCUGUUUGAAAGAACAAACAUGUACUCGGCUGGCUCAGGCGGAAGAGCCUACGACUCUUGAUCCCUGGUUGUGAGUUCAAGUCCCGCAUUGGGUAUAGAGAUUUAAGUAUAAAAAUUAAAAGUCUUACAAGUAAGUAAAACAAAGAAAUCGCGAGGCAAUCCGGGAAACCUGGACGCUGCCGGACACUCGACAGGCACCAGCGCUAUUCUGUGGUGGUCAUGCUGCGGCUGUUUUCCCAAGUAGUCUCUAGAAGGUAUUUCCCGAAAUAUUUGUGAAGGAAAUGACAUGAUGUCUGGGGUCUGCUUCAGAAUGAUCUGGGAGGGAGGACUGUUUGGGGCUGAGAUGAAACCAGGCUGACCCUGGGUAGAUGGCUGCUGAAACCAGGAGCCAGGGGCACAAUGACCCUGACCGUGCACACGCACUCGCCCCCUUCGACAAGUAAAGUAAAAAGGAGGAAAAGGAAGCCAAGGCAGGUGUGGACAGGACCAGCCUCAAAGACCAGAGCUCCGGGUCAUCAUGUCCCGAGGGCAGCCCCUCACACUCCCGCAAGCACAGCAACUGGUGAGAAGCUCACACCCACCCAAACCUUGUCCCCGGCUGCUCGGAAGGAGCAUGAGGCAAACAGCUUUCUUUCUGGACUCUGAAAGAACCGAGAUCAGGCCCUUGGGCGGGCAUAGUGAGUGCUUACAGGGGAAGUGCACUGAGCCCCCUGGCGAGUGGGAGGGAGCAGCACCGACCCUGGAGAGAUGAUGAGGCAGCCUCUCCAUGAAGUGGUCCAGUUAGACCACAGCAGGUGGGCGGGCAGGUGGGCAGUGGGCAGGCAGAUGGGGGGGGGGGGAGGGGUGCCCCAGAGGCUUCCUGCGGCACUGCAAAGCAGGCCAGGCUUCCAGAGGACAGGACAUCACCCUGCCACCUCUCCCCAAGCAGAUCACCUUACAUGUUUCUCCUGAUUUGCUGUGGACUUCAUGUUACGGUAUUUUGCUGUACGUAAGUUCUUUACGGUUAUGUGGUCAGUCUAUCAUUUAUUAUCUUUAUGAUUUUUUUUUAAUUUAAUGUGUCAAAAGCUCCCCCCUCCACAGGUUUAUUCUAGGAGUUCACACUUGUCUCAACACUGGAGAAUCUGUUACUGUAAUACACUAUGUUAACAGCCUGAAGGGAAAAUCAUAUCAUUUCAAUAUGUGCAGAAAAAGCAUCGGACAAAAGACAACACUCAUGGAGGAAAAAACUUCGUAUUAACUAGUUGCGGAAUGGAACCACAGUCACCUGGAAGAGGUAUUUUGAGACUCCCACCACACCUAGCAUGCUUGUGGUGGGGUUAAAAAUACUUCCUUUAGGGGCGCCUGGGUGGCUCAGUCGGUUGAGCCUCCGACUUUGGCUCAGGUCAUGAUCUCGCGGUCUGUGAGUUCGAGCCCCGCAUCGGGCUCUAUGCUGACGGCUCGGAGCCUGGAGCCUGCUUCAGAUUCUGUGUCUCCCUCUCUCUCUGACCCUCCCCCGUUCAUGCUCUGUCUCUCUCUGUCUCAAAAAUAAAAAAAAAAAAUACUU